AUGAAAUGCAUAAAUUAAUCGAUUCUACCAUUUUGUUUGUUAUUACUUUGUUGAAGGCGUCAAAAGGAGAAACGAGUUUUCACGAUUUUGAAGUGUCCAGUGAGAGGAUACACUUUCGGUGUCGUACAGGGAUCUAUCCAUUUUCUGUGGAGAGGUUGGCAGUACCUGAUGAUAAAGUGAGAUGGGACUGUGAUUGGUCGGACUACAAACCACCUUUUUUCACAGCGUUUUCCACCGUUGGACAGCCUUGGGCUGAUUCCGACAUAGGAGACAAAAAUUUCAACCCACAAUGGAACAGCGUUGAUGGAUUGCUAAACCGCAGAAGUUACAUCGGGACCUACAAAGUUUCUAAAAACUACCCGAUUAACCCGAUCGGAAGAACCGGCCUUGCAGGUCGUGGUGUUUUAGGCCGUUGGGGUCCUAACCACGCUUCAGACACAGUAGUGACGAGAUGGAAACGGAACGGAGAAAACCUACUGAUACACAAUCCGACCUCUGGUAAACCCAUCCUACAAAUGAUCGCUAUCCAGAAAAGAAGCGGGGAAUGGGGACUUCCUGGAGGGAUGGUCAACCCUGGGGAAAAUGUUCCUGCAGCCGGGAAAAGAGAGUUUUUCGAGGAGGUUCUUGCUUACGAAUUCAAAUCAAAUGAUUCGUUAAAAAUCGAAUUGCUCGAUAAACUUUUCAAGAAGGGUGAGGAGAUUUACAAAGGAUAUGUGGAUGAUCCUCGCAACACUGAUAAUGCCUGGGUGGAGACUAUAGCUCUGCAUUAUCAUGAUGCGUCGGGAAAGCUGCUUGACUCUCUGACACUACGCGCUGGAGACGAUGCGUGUAAUGUUUCUUGGAUGGAUGUCGACAGAAACAUACAGCUGUACUCGGCCCACCAAAAGUUUGUUUACAAAAUGACAAGUCGAUUAAACGCUCAUUUUUGA
Messenger RNA from Macrosteles quadrilineatus (aster leafhopper), 929 nucleotides. RefSeq names its product ADP-ribose pyrophosphatase, mitochondrial-like. Gene Ontology annotation, molecular function: ADP-ribose diphosphatase activity. Bases 6 to 929 code for a protein of 307 amino acids. The transcript has a single exon. The record is from RefSeq and is a predicted model, not a curated record. Lineage: Eukaryota; Metazoa; Arthropoda; Insecta; Hemiptera; Cicadellidae.